Molecule: messenger RNA, 905 nt
Organism: Zea mays
Lineage: Eukaryota; Viridiplantae; Streptophyta; Magnoliopsida; Poales; Poaceae
Exons: 1
Coding region: 171-716 (181 amino acids)
Source: RefSeq, marked validated
AUCUCCACCCCUCGCGCGUGUCCGCUGACUCUCGCCUCCCGUCGCGUUCUUAUCCAUCCACCCCGUCCGGCACCCAUUUAUAUCCUGUCGUCCCUCCCUCCCUCCUUCGGCCACACCGUGUCACACCGCUGCUUGCUUGCUUGCGAUCGGGUUUGGAUUUGGGGAGCAUCAUGGAGGCCUACUUCUUGUUCCACAGCGGGAGGGCGCACGAGUUCGCGUACGCGGAGCAGGAGGAGGACAUCGGCUCGCCGUCGGAUUCCGAACCCCCGUCCACGUCCACGUCGAGGGAGUCCGCGGGCUCGUCGGCGGAGCUCGACGACGACGCCACCUCCUCCGGCUCCGGCUCCGGCUCGGACCGCUUCGAGAUGUCCGCCCUCAUGACGCAGCUCCCUCCCUUCAAGCGGGGCCUGUCCAGGUUCUUCGACGGCAAGUCGCAGUCCUUCGCCUCGCUCGCCGCCGUGGGGUCGCUAGAGGACCUGCCCAAGCCGGCCCGGAAGCGCCUCAAGCCGUCGCGGAGCUGCGGCGGCGCCCUCGACGCGCACCGCGGACGCCUCCUCUCGCCGCGCAGGCAUUAUUGCACCAAGCCCACCGCUAGGACUAGGAAGGCAGCCGCGAGGAGCGGCACGUUGUCGGUUCUCGCGGCCGGCGCGCCGAGGAUGCCGCCGGCGGUGGCGAGGGCCGAGGGCGUGGCCGCCAAGGUUCUGAUCGUCAGUUGAGCCGCGGAUCGGCCUGCCUGAGCUCAACAUCGACGCACACACUCGCAGGCACAGCUAGUACGGACCGCCGCAUCCACCCCUCUGCCUGAAGCUGUUCGGUUUUCUUUUUGUUUCCCAAUGCGUCUGUGGUCUGAUCUCUUUGUAAUGAAAACGCGCAGCUCAAUUAGAAUGAACUUCAGUUGGAAACUC